GAGCUUCGAUGCCUUCUUGAAAGCCUCGACAAGCUCGUCGCAAAGCGGCAUCCGGUUGAAGUGCGCCAGGAGGACCGAGAGAUUGUGGAGGAGAUUGCCAGAAAGCUCCGGACUGUUAUGCUUUGCUGCGAGAAGUGGGAAGAUCUUUUUCCCCAGCUGUCGGUGGACUUGCAACCGAACUUGAUGUACCGCAUCCAUAUCUUCAAUGGCGAAGGGGUGGAUGUGCGCCUGCACCUGUUCUUCCAAGACGCCUCGGAAACCUAUGUGCACAGCCAUAGGGCCAACUUCCAUUCGGUGUGUCUAUAUGGAAGCUACGUCAACGAAAUCUGGGAUGUCGGUGACGAUCGGCAGGGCGAAUUUGGCGAGCACUUCGAGUUCAAUCGCUCGCGGGAUGAGGCCCUCAAGAAGCCCGGGGACAGGAAGUUCGGAUCACUUUUGUGCAAGACUUGCUGGAAGCAUUCGACUGGCAGUUCGUAUUUCUUGGAUGCCACGACAUAUCACAGGACAGUUCAGGAAAGUGGCAAGGCUUUGACUUUGUACAUCAAGGGCAAAGCCAAGCCUUUUCACACCAUGGCACUGAGCAAGGAAGAGAGACCUGACUGGAAAGGGACGAACUGUUUAGAAGAGAGGGUGGAUCCCUGUGACUUCAAGCGCAUCUCCAAGGACGCGAGCGACUUGCUGAGGAACGGCAUUUGCGACAGAUUCUUUUUGCCGCUCAUAUGA
Messenger RNA from Symbiodinium necroappetens, 723 nucleotides. The record is from the annotation of a GenBank genome assembly. NCBI's taxonomy places the organism in Eukaryota, Dinophyceae, Suessiales, Symbiodiniaceae.